AUGAGCGGAGUGCACGACGAGAUGGAUGGCAGAAAGGACGUUGGCAGUGCUGUCCUCAGGCUUGAUGCGCCUUGCCUAUCUUGGAGCGGCGCAAUGGUGAACCCGCCAAAACUCAUCGUCUCUUCUCCUGACAUGGCCAUGCCGCCCGACCGAGACGCGAGACGGGCUUGCAGGGAGACCGCAGAGGCUCAGCAAGAGUGA
Messenger RNA from Postia placenta MAD-698-R-SB12, 201 nucleotides. RefSeq lists its product as hypothetical. The transcript is spliced from 2 exons. Bases 1 to 201 code for a protein of 66 amino acids. The record is from RefSeq and is a predicted model, not a curated record. Lineage: Eukaryota; Fungi; Basidiomycota; Agaricomycetes; Polyporales; Adustoporiaceae.